Chilo suppressalis (striped riceborer) is the source of this 366-nucleotide messenger RNA. The record is from the annotation of a GenBank genome assembly. NCBI's taxonomy places the organism in Eukaryota, Metazoa, Arthropoda, Insecta, Lepidoptera, Crambidae.
GAUCGUGUUGAACGAAAUCAAAAAUGGUGAACGUACCAAAACAGCGCAGGACUUACUGCAAAAAAUGCAAAUGCCACAAGACUCACAAGGUGUCUCAGUAUAAAAAGUCCAAAGAAAGGCAUGCUGCCCAGGGCAGAAGACGUUACGAUCGCAAACAACAAGGUUAUGGUGGUCAAUCCAAACCUAUUUUCAAAAAGAAGGCUAAAACCACCAAGAAAAUUGUUCUCCGUCUGGAGUGUGCAGACUGCAAAGUACGAUCCCAAGUUGCACUUAAGCGCUGCAAGCACUUUGAACUCGGAGGAGACAAGAAGAGGAAAGGACAGAUGAUCCAGUUCUAGGCUGGUUGUAAUAAAUAAGUCUUAACAA